AUGCGUCGACGUCGUCUCACCCUAUUUGUCUGCCAAGUGAGUACAUUUCCGCGAAUGCACAAAAUUUCUUCUAAAGUUUAAAAUUCCAGGUCAUUCUACUCUCCGGCUUCUUCAGUUUAUUCUAUUUUGGUAUCAUCAUCAAAACUAAACGCGCCAACGUGCAUUCUCAAACAUUACUAUUCACUUCUUCGUCAAAACCUGAGAAAUCAUUUGAAGAAAGCACCCGCCAAGCCCAUCUUUAUGAUAACUUUUGUCGAUUUGCAUGGACAGAGCCGAUGGACUCUAGCCUUCAGGUAGAAUGAAACUGUGCCCGACAAUAUAUUGAUUCUAGAAACGUCUUAAAUUCCCUAAACAUUCAAGUUGUGAGAUGUACAAUGUCGAUUUGUUCAAAAGGUAUCCGGCAACUGGCGAGUUCUCCCUGAAGACCAAGAACUAUACGGGAAAACUGGAUUGUGUGGCUCAAGUGCUAAAAGGCGGGCUCCGGCCGGAAGCUCAUACCUACCUUCUUGGAAAGUCACAAACUGUAAGGCUUUUGAAUAUUGUAGUGAAAUUGAAUUGAACUUCCAGACUUUUUAG
Caenorhabditis sp. 36 PRJEB53466 is the source of this 576-nucleotide messenger RNA. NCBI's taxonomy places the organism in Eukaryota, Metazoa, Nematoda, Chromadorea, Rhabditida, Rhabditidae. The record is from the annotation of a GenBank genome assembly.